Messenger RNA from Scheffersomyces coipomensis, 2535 nucleotides. RefSeq names its product Bzz1p (gene BZZ1). Lineage: Eukaryota; Fungi; Ascomycota; Pichiomycetes; Serinales; Debaryomycetaceae. The transcript has 2 exons. The record is from RefSeq and is a predicted model, not a curated record. Bases 449 to 2323 code for a protein of 624 amino acids. Gene Ontology annotation, molecular function: protein binding.
AAUAUUCAGCACCAUAUUAGAGUAACGAAUAUGGGUAGAUAUGGGGACUUAUCAUGAUUAGAUCCAGAUAUAUCAUUAAUUGAUAAGCAUUUGAUGUUAUUGAUAAGUCGGAAGAUAUUUUAGACCUGAUUUUACAUCAUAAACUAUCAAAAGAAGUUAUAAUAUGGCUAGAAUUAUGAGAUAAAAUAGAUUUAGUCGAUCUCAUGAAGUAUCAUAACCCAUUCACUUCAAUAUUAUAGCAAUUCUAUUGUCAUAAACACUAAUUAGUGGUAGGUUUGACUUGUGUGGUAUAAUGUCGCAGUGGACUUCGAUAGCCCCUAUUUGGAUUACUUGGCGACAUUUUCCGAGAUCAUCAAAAUGUCUCUUCAUACCCGAUAUUUGAAUCACCUAACCAAUCCUGGGGCAUAAGAAUUCAUUGCUACCAAUAUAAUCCAAACCAAAUCCAGUGAUGUCGGUUGAAACCAUAUCAAUUGGUAACGAAUUGAAAGAUGGAUUCAAAUCCACUACCAAAUGGGUCAAUAAUGGUAUUAAUUUUAUGUCAGAUAUUGAAGAAUUUUAUCGUGAAAGAGGUACUAUUGAAAAGGAAUAUGCUUCCAAAUUAAAGGAUUUAUGUAAAAAGUAUUUCGAUAAGAAAUCAAAAUUAUCAUCACAUCUCUCUGUGGGUGAUGAACCUGUUAUAACUCCUGGAUCAUUAGAAAGUGCUUCAUUAGUAUUAUGGACGGAUGUGUUAACUCAAACUGAAGCAAUUGCUGAUGAAAAAUUACAAUUUCAUCGUCAAUUAAAUACCAAUAUAGGAGAGAAUUUUAAUACCUUAAAAGUAAAAAGUGCAAAGAUUAGUAAACAUAUUGAAGGUAUUAAUGAAUUCUUAACUACUGAGAAACAAAAAAUAGAUGAUGGUGUAUUAAAAUCUAAGAAACAAUAUGAUGCUUUAUGUCAAUCUACUGAAACAGCUCGUGAAAAGAGUGAAAAAUCAUCAAGUGAUAAAUAUCAGAAACGGUUAAAUGAUAAGACAGUUGAAAUGAAUAUUGGUAAGAAUGAUUAUUUAUUAAAUAUCUAUGUGGCCAAUACUUUAAAGAAGAAGUAUUAUUAUGAAGAUAUUCCUGAAUUACUUGAUUAUUAUCAAGAACUUAAUGAAAGUAGAGUUGCAUUAAUGAAUAAGAUUUUAAAGAAUGCAUCUAUAUUAGAACGUAACACUUGUGAUAAAAUCAAAGAAAAAUUACAUGCUGUUGAUGAAACCAUUGAACAAAAUAAUCCUAGAUUAGAUACUGUGAUGUAUAUUAAACAUAAUUUAUCAGAUUGGCAUGAUCCAGCUGAUUUCCAAUUCAUUCCAAGUCCAAUCUGGCAUGAUGAAGAUGAAUUGGUUACAACAGGACCUGAAUUAAAUGAUUUAAGAAAGAAAUUAAAUAUAGCAUCUAAUGAAUAUGCCAUCUAUGAACAAAAAUGUAUUGAUUCCAAACAAAAAUUAGAAGAAUCAACCAGUUCACGAAAAUCAGAUCCAUCAAGUUUAAAUUUAAAAUUCGAUGGUCCAUUAUAUACAUCCUUAUCCGUGUUACAAACCUUCUUAAAAGAUGAUAAUGUGAGAGUUAAAAGAGAUGUUGAAAUGCAAAUCAUUGAGAAAUUCGCUGGUGAUAAGGAUUUAUCAUAUACUGAACAAGUUAAAGAGAAGAAAUCAAGAUUUGGAAUCUUUGGAAGUAGUUCAAAGAAACAUAGUGAAGCUGCUAGUCCUGAUGAUGCAUCUGAUACGCAUUCCUUACAAACCGUUAGAACUAAUAAUAGUCAUCAUACAACCAAUUCAAAAUUCUUUAGUUUAAGAAGAAACAAGACUCAAUCAUCAAUCACUAGUAGUGGUAAUGGAACUAGUGGAUUAAGAGGUAGAGUGUCAUUUGCAUUUACAUCAACAGGGGGUGAUACUUUAACGGUUAAUGUUGGAGAUGAAUUCUCAGUUGUUGAACCUGAUAAUGAUAAUUCAGGUUGGACAGAAGUUAGAAUGGAUAGUGGUGAAGAAGGUAUAGUUCCAACUGCCUAUAUCGAAAUAAAUUCUACAGGAGGAGGAAGUAAUGGUCCUGGCCCUAGUAGUAGGAAUGGUAGUGUUUCUGAUCCAUCAAAUAAGAAGAAAGGUCCAUCUGUGGCUCCUAGAAGAGGAGCUAAAAAAGUUCAAUAUCUUGAAGCAGUUUAUGAUUAUGCUGCUGAUGGUGAUGAUGAAGUCAGUAUACGCGUAGGAGAUAAAAUCAUUUUAGUAGAGGAAGAUGUAGAUGGAUGGACAAAAGGUGAAGUUAAUGGAGUAACUGGUGUAUUUCCAUCUACUUAUGUAAAGAAAUUAUAAGACUAUGUUGUAUAAAAAUGUAUAUGAAAAAUGUUAUAGAUUACAUGAUUGUUAAAGUUCUAAAUUUCCGAAUUUUUUAUUAAAUUUUUAUAUAUAUAAAAGUUUUGGGAGAAAAAAUGAAAGAAGAUUGAAUAAGGUAUAACCAGUCGAUUAUAAAACGAAUGAUGAAUGAUAUAUUAUUAAAAAAUUUGGAAAAUUGUAAAGCAAUCCUU